AUGGCGAGAAUGUUCCCGUCUUUCAAGGUCAAGGUCAGUGGCCUAGAUAAGAAAGCCAAGUAUAUUCUACUGAUGGACAUCGUACCUGUGGACGACUGCAGGUACAAGUUCCACAACGGCAAAUGGUCAAUAGCAGGCAAGGCUGACCCUGAGAUGCCCCGGCGGAUGUACAUCCACCCCGACUCCCCCUGCACGGGCGAGCAGUGGAUGCAGAAGUCCAUCAGUUUCCAGAAACUUAAGCUGACCAACAACAUCGCAGACAAAAAUGGCUAUGUAAGUCGUGACAUGGUCACGAUUCUAAACUCCAUGCACAAGUACCAGCCCCGCCUCCACAUCGUCAGGGCGGGGGACUUCCUGUCCCUUCCCUUCUCCGCCUGGAAGACCAUCACGUUUGAGGAGACGGUCUUCAUCGCAGUCACGGCGUAUCAGAACGAGAAGAUCACACAGCUGAAGAUUGACAACAAUCCGUUCGCCAAAGGAUUUCGGGAUACUGGCGGAGGCAAACGCGAGAAAAAGUAA
Messenger RNA from Physella acuta, 519 nucleotides. Its product is annotated as T-box transcription factor TBX3-like. Gene Ontology annotation, biological process: cell fate specification; regulation of transcription by RNA polymerase II; positive regulation of DNA-templated transcription. Gene Ontology annotation, cellular component: nucleus; chromatin. Gene Ontology annotation, molecular function: RNA polymerase II cis-regulatory region sequence-specific DNA binding; DNA-binding transcription factor activity, RNA polymerase II-specific. NCBI's taxonomy places the organism in Eukaryota, Metazoa, Mollusca, Gastropoda, Physidae. The record is from RefSeq and is a predicted model, not a curated record.